Molecule: messenger RNA, 1398 nt
Organism: Priceomyces carsonii
Lineage: Eukaryota; Fungi; Ascomycota; Pichiomycetes; Serinales; Debaryomycetaceae
Gene: SER33
Product: phosphoglycerate dehydrogenase
Exons: 1
Coding region: 1-1398 (465 amino acids)
Molecular function (GO): oxidoreductase activity, acting on the CH-OH group of donors, NAD or NADP as acceptor; NAD binding
Source: RefSeq, a predicted model, not a curated record
AUGUCUUCACCUCAACAAAUACAUAAGGCUUUUGAGUCUGCUUUGAACAUUUCGGGUUCUCCAAAGGCAGUAUCCACUUCUCCAACUCAAUCUUACUUGAAUCUGUAUACACCUGUGACUCAAAAGGCUACAAAGGCUUUGAAACCAUUUUCUACGGGAGAUAUCAAAAUCUUGCUUCUUGAAAAUGUUAACCAGACGGCUAUUAACAUUUUCCAGAACCAGGGUUAUCAGGUUGAAUUUUACAAGACUUCCCUUUCAGAAGAUGAGUUGAUAGAGAAGAUUAAAAAUGUACAUGCUAUUGGUAUAAGAUCAAAGACAAAGCUCACUGAAAAGAUUUUGCAACAUGCAAGAAACUUGGUGGUUAUCGGAUGUUUCUGCAUUGGUACCAACCAAGUGAAUUUGGAAUAUGCUGCCAAAUCAGGUAUUGCUGUGUUCAACUCACCUUUUUCAAACUCUAGAUCAGUUGCAGAACUUGUCAUAGCCGAAAUUAUUACUUUGGCAAGACAGUUGGGUGACAGAUCUAUAGAAAUGCACACUGGAACCUGGAAUAAGGUUAGUGCCAAAUGUUGGGAGAUAAGAGGAAAAACGUUAGGAAUCAUCGGCUAUGGUCACAUUGGUUCUCAACUAUCCGUCUUGGCUGAAUCCAUGGGAAUGAACGUCAUAUAUUACGACGUUCUGAUGAUCAUGGCUUUAGGUAACUCUAAGCAGGUUGAGACACUAGACGAUUUAUUAACCCAAGCUGACUUCGUUACCUGCCAUGUUCCGGCUACUGCAGAGACUAAGAACUUACUUAGUGGUCCACAGUUUGCUGCCAUGAAAGAUGGAGCUUACGUUAUAAAUGCUUCUAGAGGUACUGUUGUCGAUAUCCCAGCCUUGGUUCAAGCUAUGAAGGCCGGUAAAAUUGGAGGAGCAGCCCUCGAUGUUUAUCCUCAUGAACCUGCCAAGAAUGGAGAAGGUUUGUUUUCAAGUGAGUUGAACGAAUGGGCUUCUGAGUUAUGUUCUUUGAGGAAUGUGAUUUUAACACCACACAUUGGAGGUUCAACUGAAGAAGCACAGUCCGCUAUUGGUAUAGAAGUUGGUACAUCUUUGACGAAAUACAUUAACGAAGGAAGUUCGACUGGCGCUGUUAAUUUCCCAGAGGUGACCUUGAGAGCCCUUAACUUAGACCAAGAAAACUCUGUGAGGGUAUUGUAUAUUCACCAAAACGUUCCAGGUGUUUUGAAGACUGUUAAUAAUAUUUUAUCAAAUCAUAAUAUUGAAAAACAGUAUACUGAUUCGAGAGGUGACGUAGCUUAUUUGAUGGCAGAUAUCUCGGAUGUCGAUAUAAAUGAUAUAAAAACUUUAUAUGAGCAAUUGGAGCAAACUCCAUAUAAGAUUGCAACCCGUUUAUUAUAUUGA